UGUGUCCAGUAGGUGGCAGUAAGUUGCUGCGCAGCCUUCAAUCCGAAAAAACAGAAGAAGGAAGUUCGAAGUUCAUCGCUGCAUCGCCGCUAGUAUAUCGCUAGCUGGCUGCGUUUGUUCUUUUAUAAUGGCAAAACAUCAUCCAGAUUUGAUAUUUUGCAGGAAACAGGCUGGAGUCGCCAUUGGAAGACUGUGUGAAAAAUGUGAUGGCAAAUGCGUUAUCUGUGACUCUUAUGUCAGGCCUUGCACACUAGUUCGUAUUUGUGACGAAUGCAACUAUGGGUCUUACCAAGGGCGCUGUGUCAUCUGUGGAGGUCCUGGAGUUUCUGAUGCCUAUUACUGCAAAGAGUGCACCAUCCAGGAGAAAGACAGGGACGGCUGCCCCAAGAUCGUGAACCUCGGCAGCUCGAAAACUGACCUUUUCUAUGAGAGAAAAAAAUACGGCUUCAAGAAGAGGUGAAGAAACGGGGAUUUUGUUUGUCGCAGUUUUCCUGUACAAGAGUUUUUCAUUUUGUUGAUACAAUAAAAAGAUUUUUUUUU
This is a messenger RNA of Megalobrama amblycephala (Wuchang bream), 540 nucleotides long. It is a transcript of the gene phf5a, whose product is annotated as PHD finger protein 5A. NCBI's taxonomy places the organism in Eukaryota, Metazoa, Chordata, Actinopteri, Cypriniformes, Xenocyprididae. The record is from RefSeq and is a predicted model, not a curated record. Gene Ontology annotation, cellular component: U2 snRNP; U12-type spliceosomal complex; catalytic step 2 spliceosome. Bases 128 to 460 code for a protein of 110 amino acids. The transcript is spliced from 4 exons. Gene Ontology annotation, biological process: mRNA splicing, via spliceosome.